Messenger RNA from Malania oleifera, 399 nucleotides. RefSeq names its product auxin-responsive protein IAA13-like. NCBI's taxonomy places the organism in Eukaryota, Viridiplantae, Streptophyta, Magnoliopsida, Santalales, Ximeniaceae. The record is from RefSeq and is a predicted model, not a curated record. Bases 1 to 399 code for a protein of 132 amino acids. Gene Ontology annotation, biological process: regulation of DNA-templated transcription. The transcript has 2 exons. Gene Ontology annotation, cellular component: nucleus. Gene Ontology annotation, molecular function: protein binding.
AUGGCUUGUAGGAUGAACAACUUGGCUAACCAGGUAAAGACUCUGACCUCUAAAGAAGACGAGACAUGCGAGGAUGAUAAAUUGAAGCAAACUUCAAAGAAAAAAGUGUACAAUGGUAGCAAUAAGAACAAUACUAUUGCUAUGGAAAAAGGACAUCUUGGGUUUGUUAAGGUUAACAUGGAUGGAUUGUCAAUAGGGAGGAAAGUGGAUCUAAAUGCUUCUUCUAUAUAUGAGACUUUAGUGCAAGCACGGGAGGACAUGUUCGAGUGGAAAUCAAGAAAGGCCACCAAGCUUUUAAAUGGAUCAUCUGAAUUUGUGCUCACUUAUGAAGAUAAGGAGGGGGACUUGAUGCUCGUACGAGAUGUUCCUUGGGAGUAUGCACCUUUCAUUUCAUUCUAA